AUGUCGAAUGGCAUUGCAGAUCUAGAUCACCCCGUCUCUUCCGCCACUUCGGCGUUAUCUCCGCCAUCCCAAUCGCGAGAUCCGCGAAUCCGUGACCAAUCGCGUCUUGCGCCAUCACUACUCCUGUCAUCUCCGCCGUCAGGAAACUCGAGCCCGUCGACCGUCGGUUCUAUAGGUCAACGAGCCUCCCCGAGCAUCGGUCUCGACCCGCCACCGCUUCCAUUUCUUUCAUACCGCGGGGCCGACGAAUCUCUGACCUCGUCACCAGUCAACCGGAGGGCAGAGAGCAGUAUCUACUACACCACCGCGUGGGGUUCUCCGUAUGCAGCACCAAGUACUCGGAGACUGUCAGUGACCCACAGCCAACUUACAAGCCUCAACCUUGAAUCUGGUCCCGGCUCGCCAGUAUCAUCGGUAGCCAACAACACCGAAUUCCGGAGAUCUAUCACUGCGGACGACGACACGCUUGAGCCCGUCGACCGCGAUAUCGAUCACGGCGGAGAGCGAUCCAUCCGGGACUUUACGCAGGAUUGGAUCAAUCAGUACUUGACCGGUCAACCUAGAACGGAGCGCAGCAACUGGCUCAGUGACGACUCGGGAAGUGAAGCGCCGUCCUUCUUUACUGCGAAAAAUCAUCUUGCGGACGACGCCUCGGACGAUUGGCUCGGACUGGAAGACGACUACCGGACUGAAGAACUCUUGCGGACUCCGACGCUCUCCGACUUCGUAGGGAGGAAAUCAGCGGCUCGUGCAAAAGUCAAGAAUUCCUUGCAUAAACGCGCCGACACUUUGCGCCAGGAAGACUUCUGGGGUUUCGCCUACGACAAAGAGCCCCAAACCAACAUGUCCGACCAAAACACUACACAGCCUACCAUGGAGACGAAUUUCCCGGUUGAAAAACCGCUUCCCCCUCCCCCGGCAAAUGCGGCGGACGAUGUUCCAACUAUUGAAGAACGCCCACCAUUAAAAACACAAGUGUCGGAGAUAGGCAGAUCAGCGACUCAGACGCCACGGCGGAGGAAGAAGUUGAACUGGCGUGGAAAGGCCUGCAUAAUCGAACUGCCACAAGAUGACAACAGAGGCUCAGAGGGAUCCGAGUAUCGUCUCUUGACCCCGGCCGAUGUUCAAGAACGGAUGCAAAAAUGGGAGGAAGAGGGAUACGAUGUUCGUGGAUUCACAAUUGGCGAUAAUGACGAUCCUGCUGGGGCGACUGCACUGGGAGGUCUCAGCCGUCCUUUAUAUCCAGAUCCCUACGAGCUCUACGAAGAUUCAAAAGCCCAAAGCCUUGUUGUCAACUUCCCAGACAGAGCCAAGUGGCAAUCAUACAUCACCGAGCUUCAGGAGGAAAAGCUGCGGGCCCUUGGAGUAUCGUUUGGUGACGAUGAGCCUGCAGAAUCCAUCUCACCCGACUACUCGAUCAAUCAAACUGGAACGCCUUUCCCUGGUCUCGUCGCAUCUCCGCCAAUUCCCACUGCCUCCGCGGCGAGCAACCCCAUCGGCCAUAUCCAUCCUUUCUCGCCUCACUUCAAUCAAACUUCAAUGCCUACACCCGGUGCGAUGGGUGCAUUGGCCUCCCCCGCUUCACAAUUCGGCAUGCAAACGCCAUUCAUGGGCGUCGAGCAAAAUAUGAUUGGAGGAUUCCCCUUCCAGUAUCAACCCACACCUCCCGCUCAAGGCUCAAUGACGCCUCAAGGAUUCAUGAACGCCCGACAGGUCAGUGGUCCCACUGGUCCUGGGCCUAUGGGCAACUUCUCCUCCAUGCUCUCCCCGGUAUCUCCGAUGCAUGAGCAAGGCUCAUUUAAUCCUGCUUUCAAUGACAAGGGUGCGUUUGAUGACCAGUUCGGUCACAAUAUGCAGCAGGAUGGCUUGCAAUUCCAGCCCCCCAAGACUCCCGUGAAUGGGCAUCCCGAUCAUUACCACACAUCGAAUGUCGAAAUCGCCCACCCUACGCCCCGAGGCCAUGGUCAUAACCUAAGCGAAACUCUCCAAAGAGGACUAGACCAGAUGACACAUACCGAUUACCAUCUAGAGGACUCGAUUGACCGCCAAUUAGAAGAUGACUAUCGCGAUGUCAACCACGCCGGUCUGAAUGCCAGUAUGCUGAAGUCCCGUUGGGCACUGCCGGAAAAUGCGCACGACCCCCAAAAUGCUUUUGCUCAGCUCCACCAUCCCCAUCAAUUCUUUGGAGACCAGUAUCAACACAACAACGCUCAAGAUGGCUCUGACCUUGAGACGAACCCCAGCGUUGCAGGUACGCCCCACACUCGCCAGGGCGCAUGGCAGGAGCCCCAACACAGUGAACACUCUUAUCAAAGAGGACACCAGCAGCAGCUCUCCAUUUCAUCUCUCAAUGUGGAUGCCAAGGAGUUUGACCCCUCUGCAUCCUUUAAUACCCAGGCCGCACCGCUUGGAAACGACGCAUUCCAAUUCAGUGGCAUGGGAGACCAAGGCUUUGGCUUCGUUCCGCCCAACUCUUUCGCACCGAAUAGCAACCCGAAUGAUGCGACGGAUCAUCACCAAGACCGAAACGCUCAAAGCAGUUUCAAGUUCUCCGCUGCUUCGUUCAAUGUCGAAGCGCCUGUUUUCAACCCUUCGGCUAGUAUAACCUCGAAUGUCAGUUCUGAGCGCCCAGCUGCAAACAGAACCAAGAUCUUCGGUGACAUUGAUAUCGAUGAGAUUUCCAAGCCCGCCAAGGCCUCCAAAGCAAUCCCCAUCGUGCGACCAGACGAGAACGGAGAGGAGGGUGAGGAGGGUGAGCCAGAGGAGCCAGCAGUUGAGAAAGAUGCUUCAAGUCAUCCUGUCACCACAGACCGCCACAAGCGUGCGCGCCGUGGGGCUGGCCAUCCCGAAGGCGAGGCUAGAUAUAGCAUCUCGACUCAUCCUCUGGGCGAGGCUGGCAAUGUUCAAGCUUCUGGCUCUCUCCACGCAGUUGCCGAGGGCAAGGAGAAUGCCCUGCCUGAGGAAAACCCCAUUGACCGACGGGGUACCCCUGCGAGCGAAGCUACCACCUGGACCCUGUUUGAUGCCAAGAACGAGGUCGAGAACCAGUCUCCAGUCGGGUCACCUAUUCGGGCGGAGCCCGUUUUGGAAGCCCCAGAGGCUGAAGAGGCUGAGCAGGAUAUUCUUGUCGAAGAACGUCAACCCAAGCAACCUGCCGUGGGAGAUGACACUUCAGUGACGGUUUCUAAAAAGAUUGAUCAUGCUCCCCAUGGAUCCAAGAACUCCAUCAAGAGCACCGGGCUGUCGGCUACUGCCCCGGCCUUUGAGUUCAAGCCUGCCGUUUCCGAAUUCGUUCCUGGGGGUGUGGACUCUGCUAGCACCGCCGAGCCGAAGCCCGUUGAAGAGAAGCCCGCCACGAAGCAACCCAAGCAGGGUGGACUGAUGGCUUCUCGAUUUGCUGCAGCAAGCCCACCAAGCAAACAUUCUGAGCCUCAGUCCUCCGCUCCAUCCCGCGACCAAGCACAAGUCAUCACCCGACAGCCCAAGCAUGCUUCAAGCCCAUGGCACUCUGAGAGCGACUCUCCAGACGAUGCAGAGUUGAACGCCAUCAUGGAACAGCUGAAUGAUGACUCCGAUGUUGGCAUCGAGCGCCACAUGACUCCCUUCAACACGAUCCAUGCCACUCCCUUCCGGCCCCGUCAAGAACAUCUCACAGAGUCGAUGGGCGGGCCCACCAAGGAACAGCGCUUUGGCUCGGUGGAAGCCCGCAGUGAGGCUCCCAGCCCAAGUCCCGGUGGUGCACCCAAGUACAAGCUUGAUAUUCCCCGGCUUGGCUCUGACCUCGAUGGCAAUAGCAACGCCACUUUCUCUCCUCAGAAGAGUCUUAUUUCUCGUCUUCAAUCCCCGGUCCACCACUUGGUUACUGAAAACGAUCACGUCAGCGACUGGGAUGAUAUGAUUUCCGCUGGCGAGGAUGAGAAGUUCAUGAACAGGAACCGCUUCUUCGACCGCCGUAUCAACGACCUUGUUGGCUCUGCCAUCGAUGACAAGCUGGGCCCCAUGGAGCGUGCUCUGGCUGUGAUUCAGCAGUCUGUGGCUUCUAUCGCUACUGGUGCUUCUAGCCGCCGGGUCUUCCGCAGCACGUCAGCUGAGAUGGAGGACAGUGACGCCGAUGAUGAGGACGAUGGCGAUGUGGAAGAGGAGUCAGUCCGCGACCGCUCUCCCCACAACAUGAGGGAGCGCAAGCUGGAGAUGCUCAAGAAUGUUGUCAUGGAGGCUUUGGUUACCCACGAUAUCCCUCAGCGUGCCGCUCCUCAUUCCAGCCAUGGCGAGAUCUCCCAGCUCAAGGAGAGCAUUGCCGAGCUGCAGGCUUUGACAAUCAAGAAGCUCGCGCAGGACCCUGUUGGUGACAUGCGUGAAAUUCUCGAAGAGACAAUGGCCAAGCAAUUGGCUCAGCAGGCUGCAUUGCAGACCCCGCGUCUGUCUGAGGCUGAGGAAAUCGGCGCCGAUAGCCUUAUGCUCCAGAUCGACGGACUCAAGAGCAUGCUGCGUCUCGCCGAUGAGCGCGCUGAGCAAGAGUACAAUGACCGCCGACAGGCGCAGGAUUCUAUGACCGAGCUUCAGCGUCUUCUGAAGUUUGCCGAGGAGGAUGCUGCUCGCCACAGCGCUGCUGCCGAAGAUGCCGAGUCUCGCCUUCUUCAAUUCAAGGAGGAGAAGAUUCCCUACUUUGAGAAGAUGCAGUUCCGCACUGAAUCCCUCUCUGAGGAGAGUGAAACUCUCAAGGUCACCAUUGCUGAGUUGUCUACCAAGAACAUUGCUCUCGAGGGAACCCUGGACGAAUACCGUGUGUCCAGUGAUAGCUUCCGCCGCCAACUUGACACAACCAAGGGUGAGAACCAGUCUCUUCACGAGACCAUUGAUCACCUGAGAACCCGCAUCGAGGACAGCAUGAUCUCACGUCAGAACCUGACUGAGAAGUUCGACCGCCUACAGAACGACAUGCUCAGUGUUACUGCUGAUAUCACUCGUGAUCAGGCUUCAUGGCGCAAGAAGGAGCAAGAGCAGAAUGCCAAGUACAAUGAGCUGCGUGCAUCUCACUCCCGUGAGUUGCAGUUGCGCCAGAAGCUCGAGGAAGAUGUCCGCAUGUUUGAGAACCAGGAGCGGGAAUCCACGAAGCUCAAGUUCAUCCAAGAGCAAUCCCAACAAGAGAAUGCUAGACUGGAGGAGCUGGUCAACAGCUUGCGUGCUGAGAAUCAUGAUCUAGAGAUCAAGGCAGCUCGCUUCGAGCGUGAGUUCACCGAGGCCCGCGAGAGCAGCCGCAUCGAGAUCCAACGCACUCGCUCUUCAAUGGAGGCGGAUGUGGACGCUGCCAAUAGCCAGGUCAACAUUGUGCGUGCCGAGCUCGAGGCCCAGUUGAUUCGCUUGCAGACACAGCUCGACAACAACCGCAUGGAUACCGAUACCUCCCGGGAGCGUUAUGAGCUGCUCUUGGAGGAAGCCAGGGAUUCCAAGGUUUCUGCCCUGGCUGCGAAGGAUCUCGCCAUUGAUGAGACACGCAAGAUGCACGAGCGUGUUCUCAAUGACUUGCGUGAACGCCACGCACGCGCCUUGCACAAUUCGUCUGAGGAUCGUGCUCGGGGUGAGAACCACAACAUGGAGCGGAUGGCUUUGUCCGAGGAGAAGGCUAAGCACUUGCAAGAGCGUGUGAGCCACCUCGAGGAGAGACUCGAGAUUGCCCAAUCUGCUGCCCGUGCUGCUGCUGAGGCGGCUCACAGUGCGAAGGCAAGCCCUGCUUCAAUUCCUGUCCCGACUGCUGCACCCUCGCACUCACGCUCAACACCAUCCAUGUCCUUCGGCAAGGGAUCAGAGGAACCCGAGAGGAUCUCUCCUCAAGCUUUGCGAGAGUCCAUCUUCGUGCUCCAGGACCAGCUUCAGCAGCGCGAGACACGCAUUGAGGAGCUCGAGCAAGAAGUGUCCACCGUAGACAAGGAUGCACCAAACAAGAUCAAGGAGAAGGAUACCGAAAUCACCUGGUUGCGUGAGCUCCUCGGUGUCCGCAUCGAUGAUCUGCAAGAUAUCAUUCAGACCCUCUCCAAGCCUACUUUCAACCAGCAUGCUGUCCGCGAUGCAGCUAUUCGCCUCAAGGCCAACCUUCAAAUGCAGCAACAAGAGAAGGAACGCCUCACAUCCGGCAACCUCCCCUCCCUCUCUGAUCUUGCUGCCUCGCCCCGCUCCCUCCCCUUGGCCGCGGCCGCGGCCUGGGGAAACUGGCGCAAGGGUCGCGAUCCCAACUCAACCACCGACUCCACCCCCUCAAAGCCCAGCAACGCCGGUACCUUCCUUUCGGGUCUCUUGACACCCCCGAGCUCCCAUGUCCGUCAAAAUGGUCCCGGCCAACAAAUGAGUGCCGCCCAGCGAUUCGCGGAAACCCGACCUCUCAGAGGGUUCAAGUCGCCUAGACGUGCCCCUGCACGCAAGGAGCCUGUCGUUGCGGAGCCCCCCAAGACCCCGCCUCUACUCCGUCGCUCGAGCUAUGACCACGAUGCCGAGCCGGCGAACUAUGAAGAAGGCCACUUCGAUGAGAAUGAAAGUACAGUCGACGGGGUAGUCUCCGCAUCUCCGAAGGAGAGAGACGAUGAGGGUCCAUUCGGACCUCAGAUCGGAGAGGCCGAAGAGGUCGAUGCUGAAGUUUCUUCCUCUGAUGAGCCCUCCACGGAAGAGGAAUGA
Messenger RNA from Penicillium olsonii, 6666 nucleotides. The record is from the annotation of a GenBank genome assembly. NCBI's taxonomy places the organism in Eukaryota, Fungi, Ascomycota, Eurotiomycetes, Eurotiales, Aspergillaceae.